AUGCGCGUUAAAAAGAAUAUCUUGAAAAAACAAGAUUUGAAUGCCGUUGUGGUUCUCGAAGACAUCUUUUCUGACUUCAGUAAUUGUCACGAGAAAUGUCGAUUGUGUUUCAAAGAAGCUGCUGAGCGAAAUUCAAGAAUACAAAUCACAGAUGACAUUCAGAACAAAAUUCAUUCUGUCCUGCAAAUUCACUUGUCAUAUGAUGGAAUAGGAUCAGAUUUCAUAUGUUCAAAAUGUGAAAACAAUUUAAAUAUUUCCCAUCAGUUUACGUUCAAAGUAAAUGAGAAAUUGAAGUGUUAUGAGAAGUUUAGUAGCAAAAAAGUUGAACAUUCCGAUGCCGAUGAUGAACUACCAGUCCCAUUUCAGGAGAAUUUAAUCAAAGUUGAAGAUGAAUUGAAUUUGUCAACAGAGAUGGAAUUGGUUUCACCAAUGAGUGAAAUCAAAGAAGAAAGCUCUGAAGAUGGAAGUCCAAGCGAAUCUGAAGGUGGGAAGAAUGAGGAGACAAUUGAACGUCAAAAGCAGGAUCAGUCAAAUCCUCAAUUCGUUCCACGUGAUGUUGGUGGACAAGUUUUAAAAAAUGGUGACACGUUCCAGCGACGUCAAUAUAUAAGAGAUUUCAAUAGUAAAUUCCAUUGUGAUAUUUGUGGAAAAACAAUGAAAACAAAAUCGAACAUUUCUAUUCACUUGAACAUCCACAAAGAAUUUAGAACAAAAGAAUUUCAUUGUCAUAUAUGUGAAAGUUCCUACCUUAGUCAACCUGGACUUCAAAGACAUAUAUUAAAGAAUCAUGAAAAAUCAAAGCAUCUCACAUGUUCAUUAUGUGGAAUAAUUCGCAUGACUGAAAAAGGCUUAGAAAAUCAUAAGUUACAUCCCUGUCUUUUACCUUGUGAGAUAUGUGGAAAAAUGAUUCGAAAGAAUAUAGUCAAACGACAUAUGAAUGAAGUGCAUUGCCACAAAGAAUUCAGAACAAAAGAAUUUCAUUGUCAUAUUUGUGAAAGUUCCUACUUUAGUCAACUUGGACUUCAAAAACAUAUAUUAAAGAAUCAUGAAAAAUCAAAGCAUCUUACAUGUUCAUUAUGUGGAAGAAUUUCCAUGACAGAAAAAGCCUUAAAGAGACAUAAGUUACGUCCCUGUCGUUUACCUUGUGAGGUGUGUGGAAAAAUGUUCACAAUGUAUACAAUCAAACGACAUAUGAAUGGAGUACAUUUCAAUUUGAAGCCAAUUAAAUGCUAUAUUUGUGAUAAAAUAAUCUGUAAAAAUAAUUUUGCGAAACACAUGACUACGCAUAAUGAUUUGGAAUACAGAAGAAAAGAUCAUUAUUGUCAAAUUUGCGGAAGGUCCUUCUUUAAUAAAGCAGCACUUAAAAUCCACACAUAUAAUGUUCAUGAAAAGCCGAAGCAUCUUACCUGCUCACUAUGUGGAAGAAUUUGCAGGACCGAAGAAGGCUUAAAAAAGCAUAAGUUACGUCCUCAUUAUUUACCUUGUGAGAUAUGUGGAAAAACUUUUAGAAAGGAUAGACUUAAGGAACAUCUGAAUGGAGUGCAUUUCAAAAUUAAACGAUAUCAGUGCGAUAUUUGUGGAAACAAAUUCGAUAAAAAAUAUCUUGCUCGUCACAUGACUACGCAUCUUGAUUUGGAACACAGAAGAAAAGAAUUUCAUUGUCAAAUUUGUGAAAGUUCCUACUUUGAUAAAGAAACACUUCAAAGACAUGUAUUAAGUAUUCAUGAAAGAUCAGGACUUUUUACCUGUUCAAUAUGUAGUAAUAAUUUUCGGACCGAAAAAGGCUUAAAAAACCAUAAAUUCCGUCCCUGUCGUUUACCAUGUGAGGUGUGUGGGAAAAUGGUUAAAAAGGAGAGACUUAAGCGACAUCUGAUUGAAGCGCAUUUUCAACCAUAUCAGUGCGAUAUUUGUGGAAACAAAUGCAGUAGCAAGUCAGUACUGGCUCGUCACAUGAUUACGCAUAUUGAUUUGGAACACAGAACAAAAGAAUUUCAUUGUCAAAUUUGUGAAAUUUCCUACUUUAAUAAAAAAACACUUCGAAGUCAUACAUUAAAGUAUCAUGAAAAAUCAAAUCAUUUUACCUGUUCAUUAUGUGGUAGAAUUUACAUGACCGAAAAAGGCUUAGAAAAUCAUAAGUUACGUCCCUGUCGUUUACCUUGUGAGUUUUGUGGAAAAAUGAUUCGAAAGGAGGGACUUAAGGAACAUCUGAAUGGAGUGCACUUCAAUAUAAAACCAUAUCAGUGCGAUAUUUGUGGAAACAAAUUCUGUAAACCAAGUCUUGCUCGUCAUAUGAAUACACAUGUUGGUUUGCAACACAGAAGGAAAGAAUUCCAUUGUCAAAUUUGUGAAAGUUCCUACUUUGAUAAAGCUGGACUUAAAAGACAUAUAUUAAAUAUGCAUGAAAGACCAAGUCAUCUUACCUGUUCAAUAUGUGGAAUAACUUGUUGGACCAAAGAAGGCUUGAAAAAACAUAAGUUACGUCCUCAUCGUUUAUCUUGUGAUUUUUGUGAAAAACGUUUUUCUACUAAACACUCCCUACAAAUUCAUCAAAAUAUGCAUAGAGAGAGAAAUUUGGCCUGUUGA
Clunio marinus is the source of this 2583-nucleotide messenger RNA. The record is from the annotation of a GenBank genome assembly. Lineage: Eukaryota; Metazoa; Arthropoda; Insecta; Diptera; Chironomidae.